AUGGUGCAGCAAGCGGAAAGUACGGAAGCGGAGAGCAACCUGCCCCGGGAAGCGAUGGAUACAGAAGAGGGCGAGUUCAUGGCUUGCAGCCCCGUCGCUUUGGACGAGAGCGAUCCGGACUGGUGCAAAACGGCGUCGGGGCACAUAAAGAGACCAAUGAACGCCUUCAUGGUAUGGUCUAAGAUCGAGAGGAGAAAAAUCAUGGAGCAGUCCCCGGACAUGCACAACGCGGAGAUCUCCAAGCGCCUGGGCAAGCGGUGGAAAAUGCUGAAGGACAGCGAGAAGAUCCCUUUCAUCCGGGAGGCGGAGAGGCUGCGGCUCAAGCACAUGGCUGAUUACCCCGACUACAAAUACCGGCCCAGGAAAAAGCCAAAAAUGGACCCAUCGGCCAAACCAAAUUCCAGCCAAAGUCCGGAGAAAAACGCGCCCACCAGCAGCAGCGGCAGCAAAAGCUCCAAGAGCUCCAGCAAGAAGUGUAGCAAGCUGAAAGCUUCCUCCGCCUCCUCGCCUCCCAAGCCGGGAGCCAAAGCCUCCAGCCACGGGGACUACGCGGGAGACGAGUACGUUUUCGGCACCCUGAAAGUGAGCAGCAAGACGGUCAAGUGCGUCUUCAUGGACGAGGAGGAGGAUGAGGAGGAGGACGAGGAUGAGCUGCAGCUGCGGAUCAAGCAGGAGGCGGAGGAAGAGGAGGAGGACGAGGAGCCGGGGCCGCAGCAGCUGCGGCGAUAUAACGUGGCCAAAGUGCCGGCGAGUCCCACCUUGAGCUCCUCGGCGGAGUCCACCGAGGGGGCGAGCCUCUACGAAGAGGUGCGGGGCGGUGCCGCGGCGGCGGGCGCUGGCAGCAGACUCUACUACAGCUUCAAGAACAUCACCAAGCAGGGCCCGCCGCCGCCGCAGCAGCCGCCCGGCCUCUCCCCAGCCUCCUCCCGCUCCAUCUCCACCUCCUCGGCCGGCAGCGAGGAGGCGGACGACCUGCUCUUCGACCUCAGCCUCAACUUCUCCCAGCACGGCCACGCCGCCGCCGAGCUGGGGGCGGGGGCCGCCGCCGGCAACCUCUCCCUCUCGCUGGUGGACAAGGACCUGGAUUCCUUCAGCGAGGGCAGCCUUGGCUCCCACUUCGAGUUCCCCGACUACUGCACCCCGGAGCUGAGCGAGAUGAUCGCGGGCGACUGGCUGGAGGCCAACUUCUCCGACCUGGUGUUCACGUACUGA
Molecule: messenger RNA, 1212 nt
Organism: Colius striatus (speckled mousebird)
Lineage: Eukaryota; Metazoa; Chordata; Aves; Coliiformes; Coliidae
Gene: SOX11
Product: SRY-box transcription factor 11
Exons: 1
Coding region: 1-1212 (403 amino acids)
Biological process (GO): anatomical structure morphogenesis; positive regulation of transcription by RNA polymerase II; negative regulation of transcription by RNA polymerase II
Molecular function (GO): DNA-binding transcription activator activity, RNA polymerase II-specific; RNA polymerase II cis-regulatory region sequence-specific DNA binding
Source: RefSeq, a predicted model, not a curated record